UUCCCCAAAGCAUUUCAAAAUUUCAUCCUUCCCUUAAAUUUCAAACCUUUUUUGUUUUCCGGCAAUGGAGGCACUAGUUCCGUUGCAAACUGCCGGACAAAGACUUUCAGUUAGAGUGGUUUCACCCGGUUCUGUCUCGAUCAGACGUUCGGUUUCAGGUUUUGCCAUGGACAAAAGGAUCAAUUUCAGGGCUCCUUCCCUUCUCCCGAUCCGGGCUCAACAGAUGGGAAGCUUAGGUGUUGUUGCUUCUUCUUCUUCAUCAUCAGUAGAAAAUGAUCUUAGAAUCAAGGAAUGGGAAGUAGACAUGUAUCAGAAUGAAAUAGCUAUUAGCCAAGGUAUCAGGAUCAGGAGAAAACCACCAGUCAAGGCUCCAUUAGAAUAUUCUGGACCAUUUGAGCUGAGAUUCCAUAAUAAUGCUGAUUCAUCUCCAAGUAACAUCUUGGAGGAGAUUACUUGGUACAAAGACGAAGAAGUUUCUCGGAUGAAGGAACUAAACCCACUUGAGCUGCUGAAGAAAGCUGUAGAGGAUGCUCCUCCAACCAGGGAUUUCGUCGGUGCGCUUAGGUCGGCUCAUCAAAGAACUGGCUUCCCUGGUUUGAUCGCUGAGGUUAAGAAGGCUUCUCCAAGUAGAGGAAUCUUGAAAGAGAAUUUUGACCCGGUUGAGAUUGCGCAAUCUUAUGAAAGAGGAGGUGCCGCAUGUCUCAGUGUUUUGACAGACCAGAAGUAUUUCAAGGGAGGCUUUGAAAACUUGGAAGCAAUAAGGAGGGCUGGUGUGAAGUGUCCUCUAUUAUGCAAAGAGUUUGUUGUAGAUCCAUGGCAGAUCUACUAUGCUCGAACUAAAGGCGCUGACGCAGUUUUGCUUAUUGCUGCUGUAUUGACUGACCUAGAAAUCACCUACUUGCUUGGGAUCUGCAAGAAGCUUGGUUUGGCUGCACUUGUUGAGGUACAUGAUGAGAGUGAGAUGGGUCGUGCUCUUGGAAUAGAAGGAAUCGAGCUAGUUGGCAUCAAUAACCGCAGUCUUGAAACAUUUGAAGUGGACAUUAGUAACACAAAGAAGCUUCUUGAAGGAAAGCAUGGUAGAAUAAUCCGCGAGAAAGACAUGAUAGUGGUUGGUGAAUCCGGUCUGUUUACACCUGACGACAUUGCCUAUGUACAAGCAGCUGGAGUUAAAGCAGUUUUGGUUGGUGAGUCCAUUGUGAAGCAAAGCGACCCUGAGAAAGGAAUAGCUGGACUUUUUGGCAAGAACAUUUCUCAUACUUAGAAACCGCAUCGUCUAAUUUCACAUCUCCGAAAAUGUUUUCUAGUUACAUUUGUUGUAUGUUGUUUGUUUUAGACAUUUUCAGAAUAAAUUGAAUUGAAAUCGCUU
Eutrema salsugineum is the source of this 1366-nucleotide messenger RNA. RefSeq names its product indole-3-glycerol phosphate synthase, chloroplastic. Gene Ontology annotation, molecular function: indole-3-glycerol-phosphate synthase activity; phosphoribosylanthranilate isomerase activity. The transcript has 9 exons. The record is from RefSeq and is a predicted model, not a curated record. Gene Ontology annotation, biological process: L-tryptophan biosynthetic process. Bases 65 to 1261 code for a protein of 398 amino acids. Lineage: Eukaryota; Viridiplantae; Streptophyta; Magnoliopsida; Brassicales; Brassicaceae.